Messenger RNA from Acipenser ruthenus (sterlet), 2326 nucleotides. RefSeq names its product mediator of RNA polymerase II transcription subunit 18. The transcript has 3 exons. Gene Ontology annotation, cellular component: core mediator complex; mediator complex. Gene Ontology annotation, molecular function: transcription coregulator activity. The record is from RefSeq and is a predicted model, not a curated record. Gene Ontology annotation, biological process: regulation of transcription by RNA polymerase II; termination of RNA polymerase II transcription. Bases 424 to 1050 code for a protein of 208 amino acids. Lineage: Eukaryota; Metazoa; Chordata; Actinopteri; Acipenseriformes; Acipenseridae.
CGAUAUCUAGGAAACCACGGAAAUCAACAUGCGCAGUCACAACUUCACGAUGCGCAUCUCUGCAGCGGUGAAAUUGAUUACUGGAAGACUUCGGCCUCCGAUAAUUUAAAUCUCACGGUGCAAGCGGAGAGGAACUCCGUGCAUUGGAAUUUACUGGAUAUAGUCUGGAUCUGGGUCUGUCAAUGUAAAUAGAGGAAGGGUAUCGUUUCCUUUCAUAGUGUUUUGUUUAAUUUUAUUGAGAGCGGCAAAGCUAAAGCCACGGACUAUAUUAAGACACGUACCCGGCAGAAGAGAAGCAGAAACGGGCUGCAGCAGACCACAAAAUUCGGGGACCGGAGUUCUUGAAAAGUAAACAUUUCUAACGAGAUACAGUCUUGCUUUCUUCUCUCUUUUGUUUUGUCAGCUCAGUUGAGGUCAGUGAUUAUGGAGGCUCCUCCUGUCGCUGUGAUGCCUGUCACAGGUGGCAGUAUUCACAUGAUGGAGUACCUGCUGCAAGGCAGCGUGCUCGACCAGGCUUUAGAGAGCCUGCUCCACCGCCUGCGUGGUCUGUGUGACAACAUGGAGCCGGAGAGCUUCGUGGAUCAUGAGAUGGUGUUCCUUCUGAAAGGCCAGCAGGGCAGCCCCUUCAUCCUCCGAGCUAGGCACUCCCUGGACCGGCCUGCUGCCCCCUGGCACCUGCGCUACCUGGGUCAGCCCGAGGUGGGAGACAAGAGCCGCCACGCGCUGGUCCGCAACUGCGUGGACGUGUCAGCCUCCCACAGCCUCCACGACUUCCUACUGGAGAUGGGCUUCCGAAUGGACCACGAGUUUGUGGCCAAGGGGCACAUCUUCCGGAAGGGGGCCCUGAAAGUGGUGGUGUUUAAGCUGUUUCGAAUCCUCCUGCCGGGCAACACUGAGAACACGGAGCCCCUGUCCCUCUCCAACCUCGUGGAGCUCAGUGUCUUAGCCCCUGCUGGCCAGGACACCGUGUCUGAUGACAUGAGGAACUUUGCAGAGCAGCUCAAACCCCUGGUCCACCUGGACAAGAUCGACCCCAAGAGGCUGAUGUAGACACCUGCAGCUUUGGGGCGCUUGCAACAGAGGGUCACCAUUUAGUGAGUGCGAAAUUACAUUGGAUACGAUGAGGGGUAUUUGUAAGAUGUUUCCGUAUGUAAUGUUCAUGAGGUGGAUGAUCACCUUAUUAAGCAGAUAAGAAAAUCAGGUUUUCACGCAAGCAACAUGCAGUAUCAAAUACAAACUGCAGGAUUUAUCUUCUGAACUCCCUAAGUGUAAUAUUUGAAAUCCAAAAGAAAAUUGCUAAUUUAAUAAAAAGAAAAUACGUAGAGGUGUACCCUUUCAGGUAAUUUCAUGUUUAGAUCUUGUAGCCCAGCGUUCAAUUAAUUACAUUUAAAAUAAUACCUACCUUUCCCUUUUGAGAUCUAUAAUACAUAUUGGGAACUAAAAUAAUUUCUAUUUGAAAUGUAUUUAGAUAAUUAACACUAUUAUGUUGAUACCCCAUGCAAAGAAAACAAAUUACCCUUGAAAAAAAAGAAAUUCAGCACAGAAGAGUGUAAACUUCGAUUUGUUGAUGGGGUACAUGUUUGUCCCAGCAAUAAAAUAUUAGAAAGAAAUCAUGAUUUUAGUCUCUGUAUUGUAUUGAGGUAUAAUAGGAAAGACGAAAAGAGUCUUCUCAUCAUUAACAUUUGGCCAAAACAUCUUAUGAAUAUAACUUUAUCAUAUCUAACUUGUUACAGUUGACCCUGUCCAGCAAUAAGCAGGAAGCGUGCCAAACAGAUGAUACUGGUAAUUGGUUUAACUGAUUGGAACAAGUAGAAUAAGUUAGACCGAUAAUGAGGACUAAUCUACAGCUAUAGCCAAAAGUUUUAACUAAUUUUGCUUCAUAAAAUUGAAUGAAACCUACUGAAUAAUGUUAGGUUCAUAUAUUAAAUUACAUACAGCUUUGAGUUUUCCACAUGCUUAAUGAAAAAAUGACAAAAUAAAAAAAGUCAUAUUUUGAAGUCUACUAUUAUGGCUUCCAGUAGCCUUUUGCAAUAUCAUUUUGUAGUUUCUUUGAUUACAAAUCCUAAAAUUCUAGGUAAUGCAACCUAUACUUUGUCAGUAUGAUGCAUGUCUCUGCAAAAUAUUUUAAGCAGGAAAUGCUUUGGACGAGCAAGCGUAGUAAGAUAGUCGUGUCGUUCACAGUACUAAGUUAAUCCACAUGAACAGGACCACCACGAAUCUGAUUUGAUACGCUGCAAUCAGGAUCUUGUUUAGUCUGGUUUAGCUGCAGCUGACUCUUAAUAUCUGUGUAAAUGUGUUUUUGAUUAAAUAUUUUAUUUUCCUACCA